Molecule: messenger RNA, 549 nt
Organism: Knipowitschia caucasica
Lineage: Eukaryota; Metazoa; Chordata; Actinopteri; Gobiiformes; Gobiidae
Source: the annotation of a GenBank genome assembly
AUGGAACCCGCCAGAGGAACAGGAGAGACCCAGACCGAGGCCUGGCGGAGCGGACCGGCCCAGCUGCACCCUCAGCGGGCGGCUCCAGGGGGCGCCCCGUCUGCGAUAAUCCUCUCCUUCCAAGAAGAUGUGGGCGCCGCGCUCUCCCCGUCAGCGCUCAUUACCGACGAGUACAACAGCAGCGUUUUGGGAGAUGAGGUUUUGGCGAUUGAGAUGGGGACGGUGAUCCAGAACCUCACCGACACCAUCAACGUCAACUUCUGGAACUCAAAAUACGACGGAGUUCCAUCAUGUCACUCCUGGAACGGAACGGGAGGCAGACCACAGUGGACCAGUUACGGAUGUGAGACCAUUCAAAGUGGGAUUAAUGUCACCUGCAAGUGCUCUCACAUGACCUUCUUCGCUGUUCUGCUGACUCCCCUGAAUGAGACCAUAAGCAGCUCAGACCUCAACACUCUCACCACCCUCACUCGUAUCGGUUGUGGCAUCUCCAUGUUCUUCCUCGCAAUCGUCGUCUUCCUCCACUUCGUCAUGAGAUCAUAUGAGUAA